AUGACAUCGGAACACGGUGACGAUGGGCUUCGUCGCCGAGGCUGCUCAUGCACGAAAGACGAUUUUCUCCCGGAGGAAUCGUUCAAAAGCUUUGGGAGUUACUUUACAGCCCUCAAAGAGACACCGGCUCGGUUCGUGGAUAGGGUGAUGACUCGGUCGGUCGACUCGGCGGAGAUUCACGAGAUGAAGGCUCGUAGUGGUAACGAGAUGAAGAAAACGCUGACGUGGUGGGAUCUCAUGUGGUUCGGAAUCGGUGCUGUCAUCGGCUCCGGAAUAUUCGUUCUCACCGGACUCGAGGCACGGACCCAUGCCGGUCCCGCCGUCGUUCUCUCCUACGUCAUCUCCGGUGUAUCCGCCAUGCUCUCCGUCUUCUGUUACACCGAGUUCGCCGUCGAAAUUCCCGUCGCAGGCGGUUCUUUCGCCUACUUGAGAGUGGAGCUUGGUGACUUCAUGGCAUUCAUAGCCGCCGGAAACAUUAUCCUUGAAUACAUCGUCGGUGGAGCCGCGGUGGCUCGGUCAUGGACAUCUUACUUCGCCACUCUCUUGAACCAUAAACCUGACGACUUCCGUAUAAAAGCUCACCAUCUCAACGAAGACUAUAGCCACUUAGAUCCAAUAGCGGUCGGCGUUUGCGCCAUCAUUGGCAUUUUAGCCGUCCGUGGCACAAAAGGCUCCUCAGUCUUCAACUACAUCGCGAGUAUAAUCCACAUGGUCGUGAUUCUCUUUGUUAUCGUCGCUGGACUUACCAAAGCUGAUCUCAAAAACUAUUCCGAUUUCAAUCCCAACGGCGCUAGAGGAAUUUUUAAGUCCGCCUCUGUUCUUUUCUUUGCGUACAUUGGUUUCGAUGCGGUCUCCACGAUGGCUGAAGAGACCAAGAAUCCUGGGAAGAAUAUUCCGAUUGGUCUUGUUGGAUCGAUGGUCGUUACUACCAUAUGUUAUUGUCUCAUGGCGGUUACGUUGUGUCUUAUGCAACCGUAUCAAGAGAUUGAUCCUGACGCGCCGUUUUCUGUUGCGUUUUCCGCGGUUGGAUGGGAUUGGGCUAAGUACCUUGUUGCGUUUGGUGCUCUUAAAGGUAUGACCACAGUUUUGUUAGUUGGAGCCAUUGGUCAAGCUAGGUACAUGACGCACAUAGCCAGGGCACACAUGAUGCCACCAUGGUUAGCUCAAGUCAACGCAAAGACCGGAACACCAAUCAACGCGACAGUGGUAAUGCUGGUAGCGACAGCUCUCAUCGCAUUCUUUACAAAACUUGGGAUUUUAGCCGAUCUCUUGUCCGUUUCCACACUCUUCAUCUUCAUGUUGGUGGCAGUAGCUCUUCUCGUGAGAAGGUAUUACGUCACGGGAGAAACAUCGACACGUGACCGGAACAAGUUUCUAGUGUUGUUAGGUUUGAUUCUCGCGUCCUCCGCCGCGACUGCUAUGUAUUGGGCCUUGGAGAAAGACGGUUGGAUUGGGUAUUGCGUCACGGCUCCUAUAUGGUUUUUGUCUACGGUAGGGUUGAAGUUUCUUGUGCCACAAGCUAGGGCUCCGAAACUGUGGGGUGUUCCUUUGGUUCCGUGGUUGCCCUCUGCUUCGAUCGCGAUUAAUAUCUUUCUCAUGGGUUCGAUCGAUAAAGAUUCGUACAUUAGGUUUGCGUUGUGGACAGGUUUUCUUCUUGUGUACUACUUCUUGUUUGGGCUGCACGCAACGUACGAUACAGCGCAGGCGACGUUGAAGGAGAAGUUGACGUUGCAGAAAGCCGAGGAAGGUGGUGCUGUUGCAGACAAAACUGAUGCUGCAAAUUCAGAUCACUAG
Microthlaspi erraticum is the source of this 1794-nucleotide messenger RNA. NCBI's taxonomy places the organism in Eukaryota, Viridiplantae, Streptophyta, Magnoliopsida, Brassicales, Brassicaceae. The record is from the annotation of a GenBank genome assembly.